Molecule: messenger RNA, 2127 nt
Organism: Penaeus monodon (black tiger shrimp)
Lineage: Eukaryota; Metazoa; Arthropoda; Malacostraca; Decapoda; Penaeidae
Product: classical arabinogalactan protein 9-like
Exons: 3
Coding region: 408-1118 (236 amino acids)
Source: RefSeq, a predicted model, not a curated record
GUACGCGAGGUGGUCUGCGACUGUGUUUCUCCGCACGACAGGCACAGCGUGUACCCGUCGCCAUCCGCCUCCCUGCUUGGUGCGUUGUGUGCUUCCCGACCUUGCGCGUACUUACUGAAUACUGUAUGACAUGAACAGAUAGUGCCGAUUAUUGCUAUGACAACAGCUUUACAGACAGAGGAAUGUAGUACAUGGGUGUGAAGAUACAGUGGCACGGAAUAAAAAAUAUCUAAAAGAGUGGUCGUAGCAGUGAUUUUAACAGUGAAAGAGAAACCUAUCUGUCGUCGCCGGAGAGCCAGGGACCCACAACACCUGGCUAAAAGCUCCUCGAGACAUCACUAAGGAAGAGAGCCGAAGUUCGGACCCAGACUCGGGUUCCUCAGCCUCCGACGCCACGUUAGGACAAAAUGGGGUUCAGCGCGAUGGAUGGCUUCUUCUUGGCUGUCUUCCUGGCGGUGUGCAUCCUGGCGGCGGUGAUCCUGCGAUGCAUCUGCUACCGCUGCUGCCUCCAGUCCUGCUCGCAGAAGGCGCGCCAAAACAACGGCGAGAUGAUCCUUCCCCGCCACACUACACCCACCAUAACGCCCGCGCGCCCACAGCCGUAUUCCCAGGUGGACGGCACCCAGCGGGCAGCAGUGCCUCCUCAGUCCCGCGCCGUCUUCACCAUAUACACGUUCCCUCAGCACGAGUCCCCCGAGCUGGAGAGGACGCCCCCCCGCACCCCGGGCCCCCCGAAGUACUCCUCCCUCCCCGCCGACGCCCCGCCCAAGUACGAAGAUCUCUUCCCCCAGGCGGACUUUACCUUCCCUUCGAAGACUCCGUCGCCGAGGAUAGCUCCUCCCACUCAAGGCACCAUCGACCUGCAGCCGCUGCGAUCCUCCCCGCAGCAGAACACCUUAGUUCCUCUCGCGCCUCCUCCUGUGGCGGUCCCCCCUCCCCCAGUCUCGCACUUCCCUGCACCCAGAGUGCCUUCCUCUGCUCCCUCUCCUGCCCUGCCUCCGUCCUCCCCGGCCUCCCAUUCGUCUUCCUCCUCCCUCUCUGAUCCCUCAGCCGAAGGAGUCCCACGAGAGGCGCCGCCGACGUACACAGCAGUUCCCCCUUCCAGGGACGGAGAGUGAGAAGGACGGACCAGCGCCCAACGGUGUUCUCAGCUUUCUUCUGGGCAUUGAGUGAUCUCACGGUUGAUCAUUACCCCAUUUCGUAACUGCCAAUGUUCAUUAAUAUUAACGGGAAAAAUGUCUUUCUGGCCAAGGACUAAAGUGCUUAUUGUGUGAGCAGGAACGUGAUGUAACACCGUGCAAAGUACCUCGGAGACACACGAAGUGAACUGAAAGUGUGCCAGGUUAUGCCACGACCUGCUCAAAUGAUGACACUGAAUCUUCAAGGAGGAAUCUCUGAACCUCAUACAUGGAGUUCCUUUGUGGUAGAGGACGGGAAUUUGACUGCUCAAGAGGACUCGAUUUGCUGUCGUUUGUUAUCAUGUUUUCGUUACCAAGGUUUAGUAAUACGGAAAACUAAUAUGUUAUUUCUGUUGAUCGGAACCACAUUGGGAUAUCAAGUAAUUAUUGGCCUUGAGCUUGGAAACAGAUCAAGCCUCACUGAUUCUCGUGGAAUAUCAAACAGAAUAUGUGUCCGGUCCGCACUCGCCAAGACAGUUUCCAAUACUAUUUUUAUUUAUGAUCAGUUAUUCCCAGACUCCUUUCUGUCUAUCUACUUAUCUAUUUAUCAACCUCUCUCAAUCUCUCCAUGGGGAAAAAUCUUUCUGACUUUAAUGCAUAUAUGGACAUUGAGACAUACACAAUACUUACUAACACGAAAUCUAAAUAUUGAAACUUACAUUUCUGUAAAAGAGAACCGGUCAUUAUGCCGGCUUGUCCGAAGGGUUCCAAGGUGCUAACUUCUUGUCUUUCUGUGGAAGGAAAAGUUAAACACGAGCGUCUCCCUAAAUGUGAAUCUAGUAGCAUUGUUGUAAUGGCGCGCUUCCAGUGAUAUACAGCUAAUCAUUCCAGUUAGAAAUACAUUUGAAAAUCGUCGUUCUAUUGGGCACUUGUCUUUGCUGUUUUUCUCUGCAUUCAGUCUGUAUAUGUGUACUGAUACACACACACGUCUGUGUAUGUGUGUAUAUAU